Molecule: messenger RNA, 643 nt
Organism: Perognathus longimembris pacificus (Pacific pocket mouse)
Lineage: Eukaryota; Metazoa; Chordata; Mammalia; Rodentia; Heteromyidae
Product: cytochrome c, somatic-like
Exons: 1
Coding region: 30-347 (105 amino acids)
Biological process (GO): mitochondrial electron transport, ubiquinol to cytochrome c; mitochondrial electron transport, cytochrome c to oxygen
Cellular component (GO): mitochondrial intermembrane space
Molecular function (GO): heme binding; electron transfer activity
Source: RefSeq, a predicted model, not a curated record
UGUAGUAGUGACGGAGGAGCGAAUUUAAAAUGGGUGAUGUUGAGAAAGGCAAGAAGAUUUUUGUUCAGAAGUGUGCCCAGUGUCACACCGUUGAAAAGGGAGGCAAGCACAAGACUGGGCCUAAUCUCCAUGGUCUGUUUGGUCGGAAGACAGGUCAAGCAGCUGGAUUCACUUACACAGAUGCCAAUAAGAACAAAGGAAUCACCUGGGGAGAGGAUACACUGAUGGAGUACUUGGAGAAUCCCAAAAAGUACAUCCCAGGAACAAAAAUGAUCUUCACUGGCAUUAAGAAGAAGGGAGAAAGGGCAGACUUGAUAGCUUACCUCAAAAAAGCUACAAAUGAGUAAUAGCCACUGCCUUAUUUAUUUAUUGCAAAACAAAUGUCUCGUGGCUUUUUAAUGUGUACCAUAAUUCAAUUGAUCUCUAAUACCAGAUUUCAUAUCAUGAAUGGCUGGCAGAAUAUUUUUGGGCAGUCCUGAUUUAAGUAAAACUGGCUUAUGGUUAAGUGAAUGUGAUCUUUAAAAAAAAAAUACUGUCAUUUGUUCCCCUUUCUGUGAUAUGAUUGGACUUACUAAUGUUCAAUUUUUCAACAAGUUAGGGAAUACCAUCUCCAAAUCUGUCAUAUUGGUUUUAUAUUCAGAUU